AUGCCUAUUGAUGAAUCAUCUAAUUCUAACACUUUUCACCGCAUUUCUCAUGAUAUCCAUGCACCAGCUGGAAGUGCCUCUCCAAUUACCACACAAGCAGAACCACAAAAUCAGCCACUUGAAGAAUUGCCUACAGACAAUGUUGAUCAUUUAUCAUCACAAGACCAUGAAGAGGCAGAUGAACACAUCAUUCAUCCAGAUUCUUUAGCUACACAUACAGUAGAAAAAGUAGCAGAAAUUCCAACUAAAGGAGAUGCUAUUAUUGAUAUUAGAAAAUCAACAAGACACUUUAGACCACCUAUAUGGUUAAAAGAUUAUAUGACAAAAGGGAAGUUCACAGACAACAGAUAUCAGUCUUAUUUGAAAACCUUCUCAGCAUACACUGAACCUGAUUCAUUUAAGGAGGCUGCUCAAGAUAGCAGAUGGGUUGAGGCAAUGCAGCAGGAGAUAAAUGCAUUAGAAGAAAACAAUACAUGGAAGUUGGUUGAUAUACCACUAGAGAAGCAUGUUAUUGGAUCAAAGUGGCAGAAAGAUGGAAUUUGCAUCAAAUGGAUGUCAACAAUGCCUUCUUACAAGGCGACUUAUAUGAAGAAGUCUAUAUGGCCUUACCGCAAGGAUUUCAUAGACAUGGGGAGAGAAAGCAAAAGGCAAGGCUCAGAUAUGGUCAUCAUACUGGUCUAUAUAGAUGAUUUAUUGAUUACUGAAAAAGUAGGAUUAAGUGGUUCUAAGCCUGUUUCAACAUAUCUGGAGUUGAAUCAAAAGCUUACCACUAUAGAAUAUGAUGCUCAUGUAGGGAGAAUAGGAGAUCCAAAAUUAGAUGACAUCACUGCAUAUCAGAAGUUGAUUGGGAAGCUCUUAUAUUUAACAAUCACACGACCUGACAUUAGCUUUGCAGUCCAAACAUUAAGUCAAUUCACGCAAAGUCCAAAACAAUCUCAUAUGGAUGUAACCUUAAGAGUGGUUAAAUACAUUGUAGGAGCACCAGAUCUAGGAGUACUUUUGCAAGCAAAGCCAAUUGACAGUUUAACUGCCUAUUGUGAUGCAGAUUGGCAGCUUGUCCUAAUACUAGGAGAUCUGUGA
Molecule: messenger RNA, 1080 nt
Organism: Nicotiana tabacum (common tobacco)
Lineage: Eukaryota; Viridiplantae; Streptophyta; Magnoliopsida; Solanales; Solanaceae
Source: RefSeq, a predicted model, not a curated record